Colletotrichum tamarilloi is the source of this 624-nucleotide messenger RNA. RefSeq lists its product as uncharacterized. The record is from RefSeq and is a predicted model, not a curated record. Lineage: Eukaryota; Fungi; Ascomycota; Sordariomycetes; Glomerellales; Glomerellaceae. The transcript is spliced from 2 exons. The annotation marks the transcript as partial.
CCCCAGCCGUCCGCCAAUGUCGCCUCCUGUCUUGCGGCUUGUCCUGGUCGAACCCAUGAUCCCGGUCCUUGUCCUGGUUGCUGGACUGGCACCGCAUCCUCGUUCAACUCUUGGCCCUGGCUCGCCAGAGCUGGGGUCCCCCCUAAGCCCAUCCGUUUCCGCGCCGCCUACCAGACCACCCUAUCGCGCUACCUUUCUGUGCCUGCUCGCUCAAAUCUUCCAAACGAAUGCCUCCCUUCUAUCCGUUGGUCUCUCGUCCUUUUGCAGCCAAAAUCUGCAGCGGACAGGGAACCAAGACCCAUCCUAGCAGUGUGCAGAUACUGUGCAGUCUCUCGUCUCCGUCCUCCACUCCUUCUCUGGCACCGCAAAAUCGAUUCCUGCAGCCGCGGAUUGGCCCUGUUGACUUGUCCGCAGCUUCAUAUACAUACCUGCCAACAACCCCCCACCGCCCACCGUCGUCUUGCCCUCUUCUUCCCUUCACCAUACCUGUGCCUCGCUCUGGUCGCACUCCCAACACCGCACACCCUCCCACGCCCACGCCCAUCCGACACUGGCCUGAUCCGACCGCCAACGUCUACUCACACAUCAACAUUCAUCCGUCUUGCAUGCCAAACGACAACAUAG